This is a messenger RNA of Glarea lozoyensis ATCC 20868, 1752 nucleotides long. Its product is annotated as (Trans)glycosidase. The transcript is spliced from 2 exons. Gene Ontology annotation, biological process: oligosaccharide catabolic process. Lineage: Eukaryota; Fungi; Ascomycota; Leotiomycetes; Helotiales; Helotiaceae. The coding region runs from base 1 to 1752 and encodes 583 amino acids. The record is from RefSeq and is a predicted model, not a curated record. Gene Ontology annotation, molecular function: alpha-amylase activity.
AUGGGAUCAACAGAAACCAACACUACAAUGCCACCCCCAGAAAAGACCUGGUGGAAAGAAGCAAUAGUCUACCAAAUCUACCCCGCCUCCUUCCUCGACAGCAACGCCGAUGGCCUAGGCGACCUCCCCGGCAUAAUCUCCAAACUAGACUAUCUCUCCUCGCUGGGCAUCAACACCAUCUGGCUCUCCCCCAUCUUCAAAUCGCCGCAAGAUGACAUGGGCUACGACAUCUCCGACUACCGCGCCAUCCACGAACCCUACGGCACCGUGUCCGACGUGGAAGAAUUAAUCGCAGGACUACAUGCGCGCGGGAUUAAGAUACUGCUGGAUUUGGUGGUAAAUCAUACUUCAGAUCGUCAUGCUUGGUUUCAAGAAUCGAGAAAGAGUAAAGAGAGUAAGAAACGUGACUGGUAUUUCUGGCGGGACGCCAAAUACAGUGAAAAAGGGGAGAGAAAACCGCCGAAUAAUUGGGCUUCAGUAUUUGGUGGCUCGGCAUGGACAUGGGACCAAGGAAGCCAGCAAUACUAUCUCUCGCUCUUCCUCCCCACGCAACCCGACUUGAACUGGGCAAAUGAGGAUAUGCGCCGCGCGACGUACGCCGAUAUGGAGUUCUGGCUUCAAAAGGGGGUUGAUGGAUAUCGUAUCGACUCCAUGAAUCUCAUGUCCAAACACCCGGAUUUACCGGAUGCGGAAGUUACGGAUCCUGGACAGGAAUUCCAGAGUGGAGCGGAGUAUUUCGCGUCUGGGCCGCGGAUGCAUGAGUAUAUUAAAGAGAUUCGACAGGAGGUGCUGGAUAAGUAUGAUUGUAUGACGGUGGGCGAGUUGGGAUUUACGAAGGAUGAGGAGAGUGUGAGGAUGUAUGUUGCGAAGGAGCGAGGGGAGUUGCAGAUGUUGUUUACGGGGGAUGUGGUGGAUAUGGAUUUUGGUGUGGAUGGGAAAUAUGGACAUAACGCCUUCAAGCCGAGUUACUUGAAGAAGUUGACGAAGUUAUGGCAGGAGGCUAUGCCCAAGUUCGAAGGCUGGAAUGCCGUGUAUCUGGAUAAUCACGAUUCCGGGAGGUCGCUUUCGAGAUAUGCGUCUGAUCUUCCGGAGUACAGGGAGACGGCUGCGAAGAUGUUGGCAACGUAUCUAUGUACGUUGAGUGGAUCGCUUUUCUUGUUGCAAGGCCAAGAGAUCGGGAUGGCGAAUGUGCCUAGGGAGUGGGGCAUUGAGGACUACAUUGACGUGGAAGGUCGAAAUGCUUAUGCUGCCAUUGAAAAGCAGAGGGGUCCUGGUGCAGAUAUGAGAGAUGUGAUGAAAGAGCUUCGUUUGAAAGCCAGAGAUAACGGUCGCUUGCCAAUGCAAUGGAACGACUCGAAAAAUGCUGGGUUCACGAAAUCUUCGAAACCAUGGAUGAGAGUCAACACAGAUUAUCCAGAGUGGAAUGUUGAGAGUCAACUCAACUCGGAAAGCAGUGUUUUCGCUUAUUACAAGGAGAUGCUGGCGUUACGGAAGAAAGAGGCAGAUGUGUUCAUCUAUGGCUCUUUCAAGAUGUUGGAUACCCAGGAAGAGGUGUUUGCUUAUACGAUGAGCAAGUCUGAUGGUAGUAGACAGGCACUGGUCUUGUUGAACCUUUCAGACUCAGAACAGAAUUUCGAAGCGAAGGGUUAUAAUGGAUGGAGCCGGUUGAUUGGUGGUGCGGAAGACGAGGUAGCUGUGAAGGAUUCCGUGACUUUGAAGCCAUAUGAGGGUCGUGUAUUUUGUAAUUGGUAG